GCGAGGUGCUCCCGGAAUCGCGGGCGGCGCCGGCGGGCGGCGCGGUCCUCAGAGGAGACCCCGGGGACUGGGGCUUGACCCGGAGGUGCAGAGAGCCCCUCAGAGCUUCAGUUUUGCAGUAGAAUAGUAUAACCAUGUUUCGGAAUAGUCUCAAGAUGCUGCUUACUGGUGGGAAAUCAAGUCGUAAAAACAGGUCAAGUGAUGGAGGGAGCGAGGAACCACCGGAUCGAAGACAGUCAAGUGUAGACUCUCGCCAAAGCCGCUCUGGGCAAGGUGGCAUCUCCACAGAAAGCGACUGUGCUUUUGAGCCAGACUACGCUGUUCCACCACUUCCAGUGAGUGAAGGUAUGCAGCACAUUCGGAUUAUGGAGGGCAUGUCUCGCUCUCUUCCAUCCUCCCCCUUACUCACACAUCAGUCUAUCAGUGUUCGGCUCCAACCUGUGAAGAAGUUAACUGCCCCUCUGAGGAAGGCAAAGUUUGUUGAGAGCCCACGAAUUCCAGAAUCCGAGCUUGGCUCACCAACCCUCACUUCAGCUCAGAAACUGGACGUGGAUGCAUACUGCCCUGGUGAUGCCGAACAAGAACUUGGCCCCCCUCCAUCUGUAGAUGAGGCAGCAAACACACUCAUGACUCGUCUGGGUUUCCUCCUUGGAGAGAAAGUCACAGAAGUUCAGCCAGGUGACCAAUACAGCAUGGAAGUACAGGAUGAAAAUCAGACCUCAGCAAUCACCCAGCGGAUAAGUCCCUGUUCCACCCUGACUAGCAGCACUGCCUCUCCACCAGCCAGUAGCCCCUGCUCUACACUCCCACCCAUCAGUACAAAUGCAACUGCCAAGGAUUGCAGCUAUGGGGCUGUUACUAGUCCAACUUCUACCCUUGAAAGCAGAGAUAGUGGCAUCAUUGCUACAUUAACAAGCUAUUCUGAAAACAUGGAACGUACAAAAUAUGCUGGGGAAAGCAGUAAAGAAUUAGGAUCUGGAGGAAACAUAAAACCUUGGCAAUCUCAAAAAUCCAGCAUGGACUCCUGUUUGUAUCGAGUAGAUGAAAACAUGACUGCUUCCACCUACAGCCUGAAUAAGAUCCCAGAGAGAAAUUUGGAAACAGUGUUAUCUCAAUCAGUACAGUCUAUUCCUUUGUAUCUCAUGCCACGGCCAAAUUCAGUAGCAGCCACCAGCUCUGCCCACUUGGAAGACCUUGCUUACCUGGAUGAGCAGAGACAUACACCUUUGAGAACUUCUCUACGAAUGCCAAGACAGAGUAUGGGUGGUGCUCGCACACAGCAGGAUUUAAGAGUUCGCUUUGCACCUUAUAGGCCUCCAGAUAUCUCCUUGAAGCCUCUGCUCUUUGAAGUGCCCAGCAUCACUACAGAGUCAGUGUUUGUUGGCCGAGAUUGGGUUUUCCACGAAAUAGAUGCUCAACUUCAAAGUUCAAAUACCAGCGUGAACCAAGGAGUAGUAAUUGUGGGAAACAUUGGCUUUGGCAAAACUGCCAUCAUCUCCAGACUGGUGGCCCUCAGCUGCCAUGGUACAAGGAUGAGACAGAUCGCCUCAGACAGCCCACAUGCCUCCCCGAAACAUGUGGAUGCCAACAGAGAGCUGCCACUCACACAGCCACCUUCAGCUCACUCAUCUAUCACCAGUGGAAGCUGCCCAGGAACCCCAGAAAUGCGCAGGCGGCAGGAGGAAGCAAUGCGAAGACUAGCCUCACAGGUGGUUGCCUAUCACUAUUGUCAAGCAGAUAAUGCCUAUACCUGCUUGGUGCCAGAAUUUGUCCACAAUGUUGCUGCCUUGCUCUGCCGCUCACCUCAGCUGACAGCCUAUCGGGAGCAACUUCUUCGGGAACCUCACCUGCAGAGCAUGCUGAGUCUUCGGUCCUGUGUUCAAGACCCCAUGGCCUCCUUCCGGAGGGGAGUCCUGGAGCCACUAGAGAAUCUCCAUAAAGAGAGAAAAAUCCCAGAUGAAGAUUUCAUCAUUUUAAUUGAUGGAUUAAAUGAAGCAGAAUUUCACAAACCGGAUUAUGGGGAUACAAUUGUAUCGUUUCUGAGUAAAAUGAUUGGAAAGUUUCCUUCUUGGCUCAAACUAAUUGUAACAGUUAGGACCAGUUUACAGGAAAUUACCAAGCUGCUGCCUUUCCAUAGGAUUUUUUUGGAUCGACUAGAAGAGAAUGAAGCCAUAGACCAGGACCUGCAGGCUUACAUCCUGCACCGGAUACACAGCAGCUCAGAGAUCCAGAAUAACAUUUCACUAAAUGGCAAAAUGGACAAUACUACAUUUGGCAAACUCAGUUCUCAUCUCAAGACCCUCAGUCAAGGGUCCUAUCUAUAUCUGAAACUCACAUUUGACCUCAUAGAGAAAGGCUAUCUAGUGUUAAAGAGCUCUAGCUACAAAGUAGUUCCAGUUUCACUCUCAGAGGUUUAUUUACUCCAAUGCAAUAUGAAGUUCCCAACCCAGUCUUCCUUUGACCGGGUGAUGCCUCUCCUGAAUGUGGCAGUGGCCUCUCUCCACCCACUGACUGAUGAGCAUAUCUUCCAGGCCAUCAAUGCUGGGAGCAUUGAAGGCACACUAGAAUGGGAGGAUUUUCAGCAGAGAAUGGAGAACCUCUCCAUGUUCCUAAUCAAGCGCAGAGACAUGACUCGCAUGUUUGUACAUCCUUCUUUUCGAGAAUGGCUUAUCUGGAGAGAAGAAGGAGAGAAAACCAAAUUUCUCUGUGAUCCCAGGAGUGGUCACACAUUACUUGCCUUCUGGUUUUCCCGCCAAGAGGGAAAACUAAACCGACAGCAGACUAUUGAACUGGGACAUCACAUCCUCAAAGCACACAUUUUUAAGGGUUUGAGUAAAAAAGUUGGUGUAUCAUCCUCCAUCCUCCAAGGUCUCUGGAUCUCCUAUAGCACAGAAGGUCUUUCCAUGGCACUGGCAUCUUUACGAAAUCUGUAUACUCCAAAUAUAAAGGUCAGCCGACUGCUGAUUUUGGGAGGUGCCAAUAUUAAUUACCGGACAGAGGUUUUAAAUAAUGCUCCAAUUCUAUGUGUUCAGUCCCAUCUUGGUUACACAGAAAUGGUAGCCCUGCUACUGGAGUUCGGGGCCAACGUGGAUGCCUCUUCUGAAAGUGGCCUGACUCCGCUGGGAUAUGCUGCAGCAGCAGGCUACCUGAGCAUUGUGGUGCUGCUGUGCAAGAAACGGGCUAAGGUGGAUCAUUUGGAUAAGAACGGGCAAUGUGCUUUGGUUCAUGCUGCACUCCGAGGUCAUCUGGAGGUUGUCAAGUUUUUGAUUCAGUGUGACUGGACAAUGGCCGGCCAGCAGCAAGGAGUGUUUAAGAAGAGCCAUGCCAUCCAACAGGCCCUCAUUGCUGCAGCCAGCAUGGGUUACACUGAGAUUGUCUCCUACCUACUUGAUCUUCCAGAAAAAGAUGAAGAGGAAGUAGAGCGAGCACAGAUCAACAGCUUUGACAGUCUCUGGGGAGAGACAGCCCUAACAGCUGCAGCCGGAAGGGGCAAACUGGAGGUGUGCCGUCUGCUCUUGGAACAAGGGGCAGCAGUGGCCCAGCCAAACCGCCGAGGGGCAGUGCCGCUAUUCAGCACUGUGCGCCAGGGCCACUGGCAGAUUGUUGAUCUUUUACUCACCCAUGGAGCUGAUGUCAACAUGGCAGACAAGCAGGGCCGCACUCCCCUGAUGAUGGCUGCCUCCGAAGGCCAUCUAGGAACUGUGGACUUCCUACUUGCACAAGGUGCCUCCAUUGCUCUCAUGGACAAAGAAGGAUUGACAGCCCUCAGCUGGGCUUGUUUGAAGGGCCAUCUCUCAGUAGUACGUUCUCUGGUGGAUAACGGAGCUGCCACAGACCAUGCUGACAAGAAUGGCCGUACCCCACUGGAUCUGGCAGCUUUCUAUGGUGAUGCUGAGGUGGUCCAGUUCCUGGUAGAUCAUGGGGCCAUGAUCGAGCAUGUUGACUACAGUGGAAUGCGCCCUUUGGAUAGGGCCGUGGGGUGCCGGAACACCUCUGUGGUUGUCACUCUUCUGAAGAAAGGAGCCAAGAUAGGUUGUCAGACGUUACCGAGUCGCCCACGAGGUCCAGCCACAUGGGCGAUGGCCACCUCCAAGCCAGACAUCAUGAUCAUCCUGUUGAGCAAGCUGAUGGAAGAGGGGGACAUGUUUUAUAAGAAAGGUAAAGUAAAGGAAGCUGCCCAGCGCUACCAGUACGCCCUGAAGAAGUUCCCUAGAGAAGGGUUUGGUGAGGACUUGAAAACUUUCCGGGAACUAAAGGUGUCUCUCCUCCUCAACCUGUCUCGGUGUCGCAGGAAAAUGAAUGAUUUUGGAAUGGCGGAGGAAUUUGCUACUAAGUCCCUGGAGCUGAAACCGAAAUCUUAUGAAGCUUACUAUGCGAGAGCAAGGGCAAAACGCAGCAGCAGACAGUUUGCAGCAGCCUUAGAGGACCUGAACGAGGCCAUCAAGCUGUGUCCAAACAACCGUGAGAUCCAGAGACUUCUGAUGAGAGUGGAAGAAGAGUGUAGACAGAUGCAGCAGCCACAGCAGCCGCAGCCGCAGCCGCCCCCGCCACAGCCUCAGCAGCAGUUGCCGGAAGAAGCAGAACCUGAACCACAGCAUGAAGACAUAUACUCUGUACAGGAUAUAUUUGAGGAGGAGUACCUGGAGCAGGAUGUUGAAAAUGUUUCCAUUGGCCUCCAGACAGAGGCCCGGCCCAGCCAGGGGCUCCCAGUCAUCCAGAGCCCACCCUCUUCUCCCCCGCAUCGGGACACAGCCUACAUCUCCAGCUCCCCUCUUGGCUCUCAUCAGGUUUUUGACUUCCGGUCCAAUAGUUCUGUAGGCUCGCCCACUAGACAGAGCUAUCAGUCCACCUCACCUGCCCUUUCUCCAACUCAUCAGAACUCACAUUAUAGGCCUAGCCCACCACAUACUUCCCCAGCUCAUCAGGGAGGAUCUUACCGCUUCAGCCCCCCUCCUGUGGGAGGGCAGGGCAAAGAAUACCCAAGCCCUCCCCCUUCCCCUCUCCGAAGAGGCCCUCAGUAUCGGGCCAGCCCUCCAGCCGAAAGUAUGAGUGUCUAUAGAUCCCAGUCUGGUUCACCCGUGCGCUAUCAGCAGGAAACAAACGUCAGUCAGCUUCCUGGCAGACCCAAAUCUCCAUUAUCCAAAAUGGCCCAGCGGCCCUACCAGAUGCCUCAGCUCCCUGUGGCAGUUCCCCAGCAAGGGCUCAGGCUACAGCCUGCCAAGGCCCAGAUUGUGAGAAGUAACCAGCCCAGCCCAGCCGUCCAUUCAAGCACUGUCAUCCCCACUGGAGCCUACGGUCAAGUAGCCCAUUCAAUGGCGAGUAAAUACCAGUCUUCACAAGGAGACAUGGGAGUCGGCCAGAGCCGGCUGGUUUAUCAAGGGUCAAUCGGGGGAAUUGUAGGGGAUGGGAGGCCAGUGCAGCAUGUCCAAGCCAGCCUGAGUGCAGGCGCCAUCUGUCAGCAUGGAGGCUUGACCAAAGAGGAUCUUCCACAGCGACCUUCCUCAGCAUACCGAGGUGGCGUGAGAUACAGCCAGACACCACAGAUCGGACGCAGCCAGUCAGCAUCCUAUUACCCAGUCUGUCACUCAAAACUAGAUCUGGAGCGUUCCCCCAGCCAACUAGGUUCCCCUGACGUGUCACAUUUAAUCAGAAGACCUAUUAGCGUCAACCCUAACGAAAUCAAACCCCACCCGCCAACUCCCAGGCCGCUGCUGCACUCCCAAAGUGUAGGCCUUCGCUUCUCGCCAUCUAGCAAUAGUAUCUCCUCCACCUCCAACCUAACUCCGACCUUCCGGCCAUCUUCUUCCAUCCAGCAAAUGGAGAUCCCACUGAAACCGGCGUAUGAGAGGUCAUGUGAUGAGCUGUCGCCAGUGUCUCCCACUCAAGGAGGUUACCCCAGUGAGCCCACCCGAUCCAGGACCACACCAUUCAUGGGGAUCAUCGAUAAAACAGCACGGACUCAGCAGUACCCCCACCUCCACCAGCAGAAUCGGACCUGGGCAGUGUCGUCCGUGGAUACCGUCCUGAGUCCCACGUCUCCAGGCAACCUGCCUCAGCCCGAGUCCUUCAGUCCACCAUCAUCCAUCAGCAACAUUGCCUUUUAUAACAAAACCAACAAUGCACAGAAUGGCCAUUUGCUGGAGGACGAUUAUUACAGCCCCCAUGGGAUGCUGGCUAACGGGUCUCGCGGAGACCUCCUAGAGCGAGUCAGCCAGGCCUCCUCGUAUCCCGAUGUGAAGGUAGCUCGGACUCUACCUGUGGCUCAGGCAUACCAGGACAACCUGUACAGGCAGCUGUCCCGAGACUCUCGGCAAGGGCAGACAUCCCCUAUCAAACCAAAGAGACCGUUUGUGGAGUCUAAUGUUUAAAAGACGUUUUGUUGGAGUGAGACCCGUAUGUUUUCACUGCACAUUUUCAGGCUUGGUUUCCACAUUUGAGGUAGUUCUCUGGCUUAAUUUCUCAUGUAGUUUCUGUGUGGUGUUCAGAGGUGGCAGCGCACAUGCUGAAAUCCUUUGCAUGCAGCCGACUGGGAAGCUGGCCUCCAGUGAGCCAGAACUUCAGUUUCUCUUGUCUGUGCCCAGCCACAUGCUCUCUCCCUCUCUUCAGAUGCCAACGAGGAGAUUUUUGUGCCGUGUGCUUUAACCCAGGGAGAUCAGACACACUGGUCAGCUUUUUCCAGGAGACAAUCGCUUUCACUGAUGUUGUUGUGUAAAUGUCUUUUUCCUUUUUUAAAAAAUAAGGUGUUCUUGUUUUAUUCUAGAAACUUUAGAAAAGUGUGUGUUGCCCCUUUGCCUUCGCGUUCUUAGCCAGUGGCACCCACAGCCAGCCGCAGCGCAUUCUCCCCAGACCACCAGCUCCCCGCAGCCACCAGGUCUACAAUGUGCAUUAGGAAGAGUGCUGGUCUUUCUAGAGGGGUAAAAGGAAGAGAGAGAGAGAAGUCUGCUAAAUUGGAAGAAAACCCCAAUAUAAUUAUGUGAAAUGUCACUACAUUGACUUUCCAAGAGGCAUUUUAGGAACAUUUAAAAAACAACCAGCCCUUUAAAUAGUGCAGUCAGCCAAGGAAAUUAGAUGAGAAUUGUGGCUUUUUUAAGGGAAUUCACUGAAAGUUAUUCUCUAGGUUUUUAGCCAACAAUUAACCACUAAAAGCUGCUGCUUUUUCAGGGUAGGGGAGGGAAUAAAUACAU
Molecule: messenger RNA, 7184 nt
Organism: Cebus imitator (Panamanian white-faced capuchin)
Lineage: Eukaryota; Metazoa; Chordata; Mammalia; Primates; Cebidae
Gene: TANC2
Product: tetratricopeptide repeat, ankyrin repeat and coiled-coil containing 2
Exons: 28
Coding region: 135-6368 (2077 amino acids)
Biological process (GO): regulation of dendritic spine morphogenesis
Cellular component (GO): dendritic spine
Molecular function (GO): protein binding
Source: RefSeq, a predicted model, not a curated record